Molecule: messenger RNA, 1614 nt
Organism: Penicillium paradoxum
Lineage: Eukaryota; Fungi; Ascomycota; Eurotiomycetes; Eurotiales; Aspergillaceae
Product: tRNA-dihydrouridine synthase family protein
Exons: 2
Coding region: 1-1614 (537 amino acids)
Biological process (GO): tRNA processing
Molecular function (GO): tRNA dihydrouridine synthase activity; flavin adenine dinucleotide binding
Source: RefSeq, a predicted model, not a curated record
AUGGCAUCCACAACAACCCCGCCGAAGACCGUCGAGCAGACCUCCGCGGCUGCGCCUCAGACUAAAGAAAAGCUCUUCGGAAGAAAGUUCUAUGAGAGCAUCGGUAGCCCAAAAUAUGUCGUUGCCCCAAUGGUUGACAGAUCCGAGUUUGCGUGGCGCAUGCUCACACGCUCCUUCAUGCCUCCUAAUGACCCGAAACCCUUACUCGCAUACUCCCCAAUGUUCCAUGCACGCAUGUUUGGCGAACAAGAGCGCGUGCGCCACCAGCAUUUCCAGCCUACACGCAAAGCAAUCGGAGGAAGUCAAGAUGAUUUAUUCCUUGAUGGAAACCCUGCAAUUGAUCGGCCACUUUUCGUUCAAUUCUGCACAAACAAUCCCGAUGAGUUCCUCGAAGCCGCCCGCCAUGUCGCCCCUCACUGUGAUGCUGUGGAUCUAAACCUCGGCUGCCCGCAGGGUAUCGCAAAAAGGGGACACUAUGGAGCUUUCCUUCAAGAAGAUUGGGAUUUGAUCUAUAACCUUGUACACCGGCUGCACACCGAACUUUCAAUCCCUGUCACCGUUAAAUUCCGGAUCCAGGAGGACAAGGAACAGACUUUGAAGUACGCCAAAAUGAUUCUCUCCGCCGGUGCUAGUAUCAUCACCGUGCAUGGCCGCAGACGGGAGCAAAAGGGCCACAACACCGGAGUUGCAGAUUGGAGCUACAUCCGCUAUUUGCGCGACAAUCUACCCCCGGACACUGUGAUUUUUGCCAAUGGAAACAUUCUUAACUACGAUGACAUCGAAACCUGUCUCGAGGCAACAGGUGCCGACGCCGUGAUGAGUGCGGAGGGAAACCUAUCCGAUCCAUCCAUCUUCAGCAAGCCGCCCCCUGUUGGAACCGAAGGGAGAGAAUACUGGCGUGGACGAGAUGGAAAGGGCGGUUACCGAGUCGAUGCCAUCAUGCGACGAUACCUUGAUAUUAUCUAUAAAUAUAUUCUCGACCAACCUGCGCCAGAAAGGAAGCCGCUUUAUCUACCGUCUGACCCAGUCGAUGAGUUUGCAGAAACAGAUGAUGCCGAAGAAAACGAUCACGAAGACGGCCCCCAGAAGAAGAAACAAAAGCGCAGCAAAGCAGAGAAGAGCAAGAAGUCCAAUUCUCCCAGCCUGGGUUUCAUGCAAGGCCACCUCUUCCAAGUUCUGCGACCAAUGGUCGCAACGCAUACCAACGUUCGAGAUGCUCUUGCAAAAUCGAUACCAGGAGACAUGGCCGCUUUCGAACACACCCUGACCCUCCUCGAGAAGGCCGUCAAAGGUGGGCUCCAGGAGUACGAAGCUUCCCCCGAGAAGUUUGAGAGCCAACCCGACGAGUCCUUGAAGGGCUCUAAAGCAGUUAUCGCGGAAUAUGGAAGGCCUUGGUGGAUCUGUCAGCCCUACGUCCGUCCUUUGCCCGAGGAAGCAUUUGAGAGUGGAGCUAUGCGUGAGAAGGGCACAAAGCCCCUACCCAAGAAUAAGAACGAAGAGACUAAGGAGGCCGAAAACUUGGACACUCUUGCUGCCGAGGUCACUGUUACACCAGGCGAAAGCGCUGCCGUUACUGCUACCAAGCUGACGCCGGAUGCUCUUGUGAGUGGGUAG